GACGGUGGGCAAAUAUCAGUCGUAGCUUGGAAACGCUGACACACACACACACACACACACACACACGUACUGUACACACACACACACACACACACUGAGACACACAUCCUUGCAGGUCCUGAGGGCUUCACUGGGGGAUUAAAAACAACCUGCCUCCGUCCUGUAGCUGCUCAUCAAACAGCUGUCGCCAUGGCUCUCCUGUUCGGGGGCAUGCUGCUGCUACUGUGUAGUUUUGAAACUGCUGAGGCCACUUUAAGCACCGAGAUGGACUAUGGAGGCGUUCCUCUGUGGAUCAACCGCCUGCUGGGGGAGCCGAGUGUGUUGACUCUGCAGGGGCGGAUGGACCCCGCUUGGUUCCGCGCUAACAACCCCCAGGCCUGUCCCGAGCAGUGUGACUGUCCAGUUCAGUGGCCCACAUCACUCUAUUGUGACCAGCGAAGGCUGAAACACAUCCCUGACCACCUACCUGAAAGAACCCAGUACUUGUUUUUACAGGGUAACAACAUUUCAUUCCUGCCUUCCUCUGUCCUGGCCAACGUCACUGCUCUACAUUGGCUCAUCCUGGAUAACAACCAGCUGCAGAGCGACCAGCUGGAGCUGACCUCUCUACAGAACAUGACCAAGCUGCGCUACUUUUUUGCAAACCGUAACCAGCUGAGUUCAGUGCCCAGCGGUCUACCGACUGGGCUCAAGCAGUUGAGACUGGCCCACAACAAUAUCAGCAGCAUCAGCCCGGGUGCUUUCCAGAACCUGCGCAACCUGACGCUGCUGCUGCUGCACGGAAACAGACUACAGACCAUCGCGGAGGGAGACCUCAAAGGUCUGGUCAGUCUCAGCCUGUUGGAUCUCAGUGCAAAUUUGUUUUCAGUGGUUCCCAGGCAUUUACCGCCCUCAGUAGAUCAGCUGUAUCUGUCAAACAACUCUCUCAGCGGCCCGGUUGAGGACAGUUUUGUUGACUUUCUCAACCUUAAGUAUCUCCGUCUCGGUCGCUGUGGCCUGCAGAGCCGUGACAUCCAUCCACAGGUCUUUAACCGCUCCAGCCUGGUGGAGCUGGACCUCUCCUACAACAAACUGACCACCAUUCCCACAGUCCCCACCACACUGCAGUACCUUUACCUGGAGGCAAAUGAGAUUCAAGAGUUCAACGUGACCAGUUUCUGCAGAGAGGUGGGACCUCAGUCUUACUCCAGGAUGAAGAUCUUACGGCUGGAUGGAAAUAAACUGUUCUACCACCAGCUGCCCCCUGACUGGGUGUACUGUCUGCGAGUGCUUCAGAAUAUUUACAUUUGAAUCUACCCUGUGAGCAUUGAUUAAAAACCAAGUACUGUAUGAACCCCUCCAACCCCAUCUGGUGCUACAAAGAAAAGCGGGACUGAACCUUUGAAUUUAUCCAGCUAAAUACAUUUAAGCUAAAACAACUUGACAAUAAAGCUUGAAACCACAGAGAAUGGCUCUAAAUCAUCAUUUCCUCAGUUUGUAGAGACAGAGAAGACAUUCAAAGUUUUCUUUUUCUUUUACAAAAAUCAAAAUUCUGAAAAACAGAAUACAUUUUCUCUUAUUACUGGAUACCAAUCUUUACCAAGUUCGGCCUCAUCUGAGUCGCACAUCUGUGUGUUAUUACUGAAUGGGAACCGUGGCAAACUGUGAUUGCUGACUUCAGUGAAUCAUGCGCAGAAAACAGAAAAUAUGUCUGAAUGGUAGAAUUCAAUAAACUUACCAUGAGAGACUCUGUCUCAGUUAACACAACAGAGCUGAGCAGCUACAGGAGCUGCACACAUGGAGCCUAAAGGUUAAAAUAAACAACAUU
Cololabis saira (Pacific saury) is the source of this 1807-nucleotide messenger RNA. RefSeq lists its product as uncharacterized. The record is from RefSeq and is a predicted model, not a curated record. The coding region runs from base 190 to 1290 and encodes 366 amino acids. The transcript is spliced from 5 exons. Lineage: Eukaryota; Metazoa; Chordata; Actinopteri; Beloniformes; Belonidae. Gene Ontology annotation, molecular function: protein binding.